ACUUAUGAAUCAGCUGAUAAAAGAGGAUUGUUGCUGGAAGUUUCAACAGUAUCGGAAGAAAAGUUAAACAAGUUAAAAAAGUAUGUCGUUAAACACAGCGCACGCAAAUGGCGGUGUUCUUAUACACGCCGGAGAAUGCAUAUUACUAUUUUGUGACAAUGUCACAAUGGAAUUCCAUGGACAAGAUCAACCAGAGUUUGCUGGUACCAAACGUGGCAGAUUGUAUCUAACUACACAUAGAAUGAUCUUUAAUGCUAAAGAUGCAACAGAAAAGAUGCAAUCGUUUAGCUUUCCAUUUGUAACACUAGGCCAGGUUGAGAUUGAACAGCCAAUCCUUAGUGCCAAUUAUAUCAAAAGCAAAUGUCGUGCUCAACCAAAUGGUAAUUGGAUUGGAGAAUGUAAAUUUAAAUUGCAUUUCAAAAGUGGUGGUGCAAUAGAGUUUGGACAAGCUAUGUUAAGAGCAGCAGCAAUGGGUAAGUUCAUUCGUAAUGGACCUGCAAAUGAUGCCCCACCACCAUAUCAACCACCAAUGUCAAAUUGGUAUGCUGCACCACCACCUGCUUACCAAGCGGCACCAACUGGAUAUUAUGGUUGGGUACCACCAACUAAUGUAUUUCCAGAUAUGCCACCAGCAAACAGUGUAUAUAUGACGGACAUGCCACCUCCAUAUCCUGGUAUAAAUGCACCCUAUCAAGGGUAUGCAAGUGUACCACCACAAGGUGCAUGGGGCGGUUCCCAACAACCUGGCUGGACACCACCACAACAAAAUGGAGCACCUGGAUGGGCUAAUCCAAGUUAUAAUGCCCAACCAAUGUCUCAAGCAGGUGCGUAUCCAAACUAUGGACAAUCAGCUUAUAAUAGUUAUCCACAGAAUCCUCCAUCAUAUACCCCGUAUCCUCAAGGUAACAGCUAUGCACAACCUGGCUAUUAUCCACAACAAAAUCCUUAUCAGCCUUAUCCACCAAGUUACUAGUAAAAUAUAUGA
Messenger RNA from Habropoda laboriosa, 985 nucleotides. It is a transcript of the gene Wbp2, whose product is annotated as WW domain-binding protein 2. Gene Ontology annotation, molecular function: chromatin DNA binding; transcription coactivator activity. The coding region runs from base 83 to 973 and encodes 296 amino acids. The record is from RefSeq and is a predicted model, not a curated record. The transcript is spliced from 4 exons. Gene Ontology annotation, biological process: positive regulation of DNA-templated transcription. Gene Ontology annotation, cellular component: nucleus. Lineage: Eukaryota; Metazoa; Arthropoda; Insecta; Hymenoptera; Apidae.